AUGCGGUCGGCGAUACGGGUGCUGACGUCGGCACGAAAGAGGCUUCCUCCUGGCAGCGUUAGCGAUGGUAGUGAAAUCGCGUUGGGCACGACAUCAAGUUCGACAGAGCCGUUGGACAGAUCGAUCCGCUCAGGGGGUCUUCUGCAUCAGAAAUCUCGCCUAUCCCUUCCAAUUGUCACGAGUUUGACUCAUCGAACGCGUAUGACACGUCAAUCCGUACGUAUCAGGAAGAAACAUGCCAGACUUCGUACCAUCAAGAAAGUGGGAGACAGAUACGCUGUCAUCCAGCGAACUGGAUCCGAUUCAACGCCUACUCCAGACACAUGGACCUGGUACGCCGAGCCCUGUUUCAGAAACAUUAUCAUCUCGAGCCUGGCUGGAGACAUUCGCUUCCGUAGAUCAGACAACACCAGCUUAGCGAGAGAGAAGAAGCGCUCACACUCGUUAGACGUUGGCGGGAUGUACGCGACGUCGACGUAG
Messenger RNA from Phytophthora infestans T30-4, 480 nucleotides. RefSeq lists its product as uncharacterized. The transcript has 3 exons. The coding region runs from base 1 to 480 and encodes 159 amino acids. The record is from RefSeq and is a predicted model, not a curated record. NCBI's taxonomy places the organism in Eukaryota, Oomycota, Peronosporomycetes, Peronosporales, Peronosporaceae.